Messenger RNA from Arachis ipaensis, 393 nucleotides. NCBI's taxonomy places the organism in Eukaryota, Viridiplantae, Streptophyta, Magnoliopsida, Fabales, Fabaceae. The record is from RefSeq and is a predicted model, not a curated record.
ACUGUUCUGUGGAUGGAGAAAGAGGAAUUCAAAGACUACUUGUAUACGAAUAUAUGUCGAAUAAAAGCUUAGAAUAUCAUCUUUUCAAUAAAGCCUAUGAUCCUCUUCCUUGGAAAACAAGACUUGAUAUAGCACUUGGAGUAGCUCAAGGGUUAGCAUAUCUGCAUGAAGAAUCAAAAGUUCAGGUGAUAUAUCGGGAUUUUAAAUGCUCAAAUAUACUACUGGAUGAAAAUUUUAGGCCAAAACUUUCAGAUUUUGGCCUCACUAGGGAGGGACCGGAAGCUGGACAUACUCAUGUUUCAACUGCUGUAACUGUACUGAUUCUGGUGACAUUAUAGAUUUUUAAGUGAUGAAGACUUUCUUGCUCGAUUAUUCCAAGUAUCGAAUUGUUGU